Cucurbita moschata (crookneck pumpkin) is the source of this 1921-nucleotide messenger RNA. Its product is annotated as probable protein phosphatase 2C 33. The transcript has 7 exons. The record is from RefSeq and is a predicted model, not a curated record. Lineage: Eukaryota; Viridiplantae; Streptophyta; Magnoliopsida; Cucurbitales; Cucurbitaceae. The coding region runs from base 518 to 1696 and encodes 392 amino acids. Gene Ontology annotation, molecular function: protein serine/threonine phosphatase activity. Gene Ontology annotation, biological process: protein dephosphorylation.
AUAAGGAAAUCGAGAGAGAGGAUAUAGCCGAAGAAAGAAUAUAAAGAAACAAUUGUAUUUAGGAAUUUGACUUCGGGAUUGGAACGAUUUACAGGAAUUUGGUUAUGCAACUCGAUGAUGUUCUUCAGGACGAAGAACAAUUCGUCAAAUCGCAACUUUGUUUUCUUCUCACAUCUCCAACACUCUCACUAAAUCUUUAUGUCCAUUCAGCUUUGAAGCAUUGAAUCGAUUUGUUUUGUUUUCGUGCGUGAUGCAUCGUUCUUUAAUCGCUACAUCGUCAGGUUUCAUGUGGCAAAUUUGAUUAUUCGUUCUGGCGUUCUUUUUUCUUUUUUUGACAAAUGUGCUGCUGAUUUUGUUCGAAAGUGUAUGUAGAGGAUUUCUAUCGGUUUUCCAAUAGAAAUUUAUUGCAACCAAUCAUCGAAUUGAAAGUUUCACGACGGCGUCGUCUGUGGAAUUGCGUGGUUCUGACUGUUUGGUAGGUCUGGAGUGUUUUCUUAAAGUUGUUAGGGCCCUCGGUAUGGGAUCGUGCCUCUCUGGGGACCGCAAUAAUCACGCGAUCCCUUAUUCUGAGAUCGCUUCCACUUCUCGUGGUGAUGGCGUUGUUACCAGAAGCAACUCCAAUAGGAAGAUUACGAAAAAGAGUUCUUCUCCCUCUAUUGACUCUCCAAGGGAGAUGUCGCUUCAUCGAGUUCCUGGCCGGAUGUUUUUGAAUGGAUCAACUGAUCAUGCCUCGCUCUUUACUAGGCAAGGCAAGAAAGGCAUCAAUCAGGACGCUAUGAUUGUUUGGGAGAAUUUUGGUUCAAAAGCAGAUACAAUAUUUUGCGGAGUCUUUGAUGGACAUGGUCCUUUCGGCCAUAUGGUUGCAAAGAAAGUCAGAGACUCUCUUCCUCUAAAACUGAGUGCACAAUGGGAAUUGGGAUGUCAAGUCUCUCCACCAGUGCUGGUUAAUAAGGAUUCUGGAACCUCUCGGUGCGAUCCUGGUCGUCUGGGCAGUUCCAAUGACAUUCAUGUCAUGUUGAAAGAGUCUUUUCUGAAGGCUUUUAAGGUGAUGGACAAGGAGCUUAAACUACAUCCAUAUAUCGAUUGCUAUACCAGUGGUACAACAUCAGUUGCUUUGAUCAAACAGGGUCGGGAUCUUAUCAUCGGAAAUGUCGGGGACUCGAGGGCUGUUUUAGGUACCAGAGAUCAAUCGAACUCCCUCAUUGCAGUUCAGUUGACUGUGGACCUCAAGCCAAAUCUUCCAAGAGAAGCUGAAAGGAUCAGACUUUGCAAAGGAAGAAUCUUUGCUCUUCGAAAUGAACCCGAGACUUUUCGGGUUUGGCUUCCCGACAGUGAUUCUCCUGGCCUUGCUAUGGCCAGAGCCUUCGGAGAUUUCUGUUUGAAAGACUUUGGCUUGAUAGCCGUCCCUGAUAUUUCUUGUCAUCAUCUUAAUGAGAAAGAUGAGUUUGUUGUACUGGCUACCGAUGGGGUUUGGGAUGUACUUUCAAACGAAGAGGUUGUGGCAAUUGUCGCAUCUUCUCCAAGAUCCUCUGCAGCUCGUAUCGUUGUGGACACGGCUUCUCGAGCAUGGAGAUCGAAGUACCCUACUGCCAAAGUGGAUGAUUGUGCCGUAGUCUGCUUGUACCUGGACUCUAGUGAGAGUGCUACAGUGACAACUAAGGAGCAGCAGGAGCUCACCAAAGACAUGGAAACUUAGUAGUUCUCUCAGCUUGCUCGUCGUCGUUCUAUCCCCCGAAACCUUUGAUUGCCGCGCUUCAUCAGGCGAGUUUUGAAAAUAGAGGAAAAUCUUUAUUUUCAUUAUUAUGGCCAUAUUUCCUCUUCAUUCUUUAAACCAUUGAUUGAUAUAUAUAUAUAUGUGUUACACAUGUAUAUUUCUUUGAUAUGUUUAUGAAGUGUUGGGGAACAGUACUGCUGGUGGUCA